UUUUCUAACCAGUUUUACUUUUCCGAACAGAGACAGAUCACAAACAAAAUCACAUCACGCAACAAAGACACUAUUAUCCAUUUAUUGACAGCCAAACCCAAAUACAUUAUCUUUUUCUAAAAUCUCUCAAAACCAACAAAGCUAAAGAAUCAGAAGAAGCUCCAUUAUCAAUUCAUUCACUGUUCUUGAUCUGGAAAGGAUUUUGUUUGAUUGAUUGAUCGGAGACGAUGCCGCAGCAAUUACAGGAGAGAAUCAGAGCUUUCUUCAACAACAGAUGGCUUGUGUUUGUGGCUUCAAUGUGGGUUCAGUCUUGUGCUGGAAUUGGGUACUUGUUUGGGAGUAUAUCGCCUGUGAUAAAGAGCACUAUGGGUUACAAUCAGAGACAAGUCGCCAUUUUGGGUGUGGCUAAAGAUUUGGGGGACAGUAUUGGCUUCAUUGCUGGUACUUUGAUCGAGGUUUUGCCCAUUUGGGCUGUUUUGUCCAUUGGUGUUGUUCAGAAUUUUGUUGGGUAUGGUCUUGUUUGGCUCAUUGUCACUCACAGAUUGCCUACUUUGCCUUUGUGGGUGAUGUGUAUUUCCAUUUUUGUGGGAACAAAUGGAGAGACCUACUUCAACACAGGAGUUUUGGUGUCCUGUGUGCAGAACUUUCCCAAAAGCCGUGGUCCUAUAGUGGGGAUACUGAAAGGAUUUGCGGGGUUGAGCGGUGCAAUUAUAACUCAAUUUUAUGCCAUGAUCAAUGCUUCUAAUCAAGCAUCACUGAUCUUGAUGGUUGCAGUUUGGCCAACAAUUGUAAUUGUUUCUUUGAUGUUCAUUAUUAGACGUGUGGGAGGUCACAGACAAGUUAAACCAUCCGAUAAUUCAAGCUUCUUCUUCACCUAUAGCAUCUGUCUUGUUCUAGCAGGUUAUUUGUUGGUCGUCUUGUUGCUCGACGAUUUUGUUGAUUUGAACCAGACAGUUGUCACAAUACUUACAGUUGUAUUGAUCAUUAUCAUAUUGCUUCCGAUUAUAAUUCCUGUUAAAUUGGUUUUUUUCUCGGAACCAAGACCCCUGAUAGAGGAGAGCCUUCUUGCUGAGCCUCAAAGAGAAGAAUCAAGUAAAUCCGAGCAGGAACGGAAUAAUGAGGUCAUUUUAAGUGAGGUUGAAGAUGAGAAAUCUGCAGAAGUAGACUCGCUUCCAGUAUUAGAAAGACAAAAACGAAUUGCUCAUUUGCAAGCGAAACUGUUUCAAGCAGCUGCUGAAGGAGCGGUAAGGGUCAAGCGGAAGAAGGGCCCACGUAGAGGCGAGGAUUUCACUUUAAUGCAGGCAUUAGUAAAGGCUGAUUUUUGGCUUAUUUUUUUCUCCCUUGUACUGGCUUCCGGUUCUGGUUUGACAAUAGUUGAUAAUAUGGGUCAGAUGAGUGAAUCUCUGGGAUUUAGUGACACACACAUAUUUGUAUCCAUGAUUAGCAUUUGGAACUUUCUCGGCCGUGUUGGUGGAGGAUACUUCUCUGAGAUCAUCAUUAGGAACUAUGCCUAUCCAAGGCCAGUGGCAAUGGCUGUUGUUCAGGUCAUAAUGUCAUUUGGGCUCUUCUAUUAUGCCAUGGGUUGGCCUGGGGCAAUCUAUGUCGUGACGGUGUUAAUAGGACUUGGAUAUGGAGCACACUGGGCGAUUGUGCCUGCUGCAGCCUCAGAACUGUUUGGCUUGAAAAGUUUUGGUGCAUUAUAUAAUUUCCUUACACUGGCAAGUCCUGUAGGCUCUUUAAUCUUCUCUGGUGUCAUAGCCAGUGGCAUUUACGACUAUGAAGCAGAGAAACAAGCUUCUCUCAAACAGUUAGUGUCGGGAAUACCUCUUAUGGAGGAUGAAUCACUCUCUUGUUCCGGUAUCAUAUGCUAUUCAAUCACUUGUGGUAUUAUGUCAGGACUUUGCGCUAUUGCAGUUGUGCUGAGUUUGAUUGUUGUGUACCGGACUAGGAGUGUGUACGCACAACUCUAUGGAAAGUCACAAGCUUGAGAUGCUGCUAAAGAUGGUCUUUGCAUGAGCGCAAGGGUGAAGGAAAAUACCCUCGCCUCUUUCUUAUUUUGCUGAAAACAUUUUCCUGGAGAAAUUAAGAUGGGGCCAACAAUAAGCCAACUUUUAGCUGCUCUGUGUUCGCAAAACAAAAAAACCCAAAAAUAAACCACAUGAUUAUUGAUUUGUACCAGUUUGUUUCAGACAUCAAGGCUGUUUUCAUUCUUCUGUGAACCAUGAGCCAGAGGACAUGGGUUUGUAAUUUGUGUUAGCAGCUUAUUCUAUUGUCAUUAUAUAUUAAUGAAUUGCCGAUUACAUUUAUUUCAAGUCCCUUUUUUCUUUGUU
This is a messenger RNA of Camellia sinensis, 2330 nucleotides long. RefSeq names its product protein NUCLEAR FUSION DEFECTIVE 4. Gene Ontology annotation, cellular component: membrane. The record is from RefSeq and is a predicted model, not a curated record. Lineage: Eukaryota; Viridiplantae; Streptophyta; Magnoliopsida; Ericales; Theaceae.